CGCUGUUGGCUCCAUGCGGGUCAGGAUGAUUAAUAACAGAGUUAUCUCCUCCUGGGCAGGAGUCAGGAGGAAGUGGAGCCUCGCGUCUGGACUUCCCUGCCAUUGAGUCGAUUCGGUCCGCCGAGCUCACCUGGACCAACGCAGGCUGGCAGUGACUAAAGGUCGCUCUAGUUUCAGUCGUAACUCCUCGCCGAGCCGCUUUCGUUCGACAAAAGGCCGCUUUCGUCCUGUCAAACCUGCUGUUGUGGGGAUUUAAAGGAAAUUUUUAAAGCGCACACUUCCGCGUGAGCGUCAUUUAUUUGACCAACAACUUGUUAAAUUCAACCUCCCUCAUCGCGGAGAGGCGACCUGACGGGACCAUGGAGCCCAAAGCAGCGAGCAAGGACCGGUUCUUCAUCGUCAUCCGCGGGAAGUCGCGGAGGGGCUUCUGCCGCGGCUGCAUCGGGCGCGUGGAGGUGGAGACGGCGCGCGGGGAGCUGACGGGGCUCGUGUACGGCUGCGGCUCCAACGCCGGGAGCCCCAAGCACGGGGGCUCGGUGAAGGUGGAGGACGCGUACCCGCUGACCCGGCACCAGGCCCAGCUGCUGCUCUACGUCUCCAGCCCCAGCAGGCGCCUGGAGCUGCUGUGCAACCCGCAGCUGUUUUCGGCCAUCUGCGAGCUGACCCCGGGCGACCUGGUGGUGAUCAGGUACAAGAAGGGCCACGUUCCCGGGGUGGUGAAGAACCUGAUGCAGAUCGGGAAGAAGGAGAGCAAGGACGACCUGAACAUGCUGGGCUUCCAGGUGGAAUUUGUGGACUCCGAAGACAACCUGCAGCCCAAACAGCUUGGACCGCUUCCAAUUUUCACCGCCUCAGACAUCAUCCAGGUGGUACCGUCUUACUCCGUCCCCCUGGGCCUGCAGUACAGAGACCUCAAAAGAGGCGGCUCACCUGGGAAAAUGGUGAUGCGCAUCAACUCCAUGCCAAGUAUCGGGACGAGCAGAAGACAAGUCACCGACGGCCAAUCGGAGCGAAGCGUCGUCGCAGACCGGACGCAGAGGGAGCCUCCAGUCCCUCUAGAGGUCGGCUCUUUGGUGGAGGUCGUCAACAACGCAGGGGUCACGGUGUACGGAGUGAUCCGGUGGUUAGGGAUCUUAGAUGGGAAGACGAAUACAUGGGCCGGGGUUGAGCUGGACUAUGAAGUGACGGGCUGCUCUGACGGCGUGUACAAAGAUCAGCGGUACUUCACCUGCAAGGGGAACUGCGCUUUGUUUAUUCCCGUUACAAAAUGCAGCCCGGACAGCCGGUUCCUCUGCUCCUCCACGGAACCAGAGACGUUCAAGACCACAGAAAUCCCUCCAGUUCCUGCAUAUGAAGAGUCGGAGGAAGACGCGCCGCCUGUCCCCGAAUCGGAGGCAGCGUCGCUGUUCGUGGGGAAGAUGAAGGGCAUACAAGGUCAUAUCAACUCAUGCUACCUGGAUGCUACACUUUUCAGUUUGUUUAGUUCAUCUGUGACUGUGGAUGCCAUCUGCAACAAACCGGCUGACAAAGAGCAACCAAUAGCCUGCAUCCUGAAAUCCAUAGUCAAUCGCUUGCGCAGACAAGGCUUCGUGCCAGCACAGAGUGUGAUGAACUUCCGGAAGAAACUUGGCUGUGAGACUUUCAGCAAAAACGAAAAAGAUCCAGAGGAGUUCAUUUCAGUGCUGUUUCAGAAAGUGCUCUGCAUCGAGCCGCUGCUGAAGCUCCGGUCGGAGGGAGGAAGCUCUCACGGAGCCUACACACUCCAGAUCUUUCUGGAAAAGGAGCAGAUUGGCCAGACGCCCACCGUCCAACAGCUGCUGGACACGUCCUGCAUGUCGGGCGACGUCAAAUUCGAAACAAUGCCGUCUUGCCUCAUAAUCCAGAUGCCAAGGUGUGGAAGCAAGUACAAGAUGUUUUCUCACAUCAUUCCGUCCACUGAGCUGGACGUCACAGAUCUCCUGUACAACUCUCCAAGAGAAUGUUUCAUCUGCGGAGAGAUGGCAAAGUUCGAGUGUCUCCAGUGUUUGCCAGACCAUAAACUGCAGCCAGGAAGAAUCAAGCAGUACUGCAGCACCUGCAACACCCAGGUACACACCCAUCGGUCGCGGUGCAGCCACUCUCCCAAAACGCUGGCUGUGCCUGAAGGCGUAGCCAGUGAUGCUCCUCUGCCGAGGCGCAACAUGCAGCUGUUUGGUGUGCUUUGCAUUCACACCAGCCAUUUUGUGUCCUUUGUCAAAUACGGCCCUGAUUCCCACUCUUGGCUCUUCUUUGACAGCAUGGCGGACAGACAUGGCGACGACGAGAAGGGCUACAGCGUUCCCGAGGUCCGAGCUUGUCCCGAGCUUGGCGACUUCCUGGGCCAGCCGGAGGAGGAGCUGACCCGGGCGAAUCCGGCUCUCUCGCCGGAGCUGGUCCGCAGGCUGCUUUGCGACUCCUACAUGUAUUUAUACCACAGCCCAGAUAUGUCGGUCUUGUAGCCAAGCGACGAGGAACCGAAGAUCCGUCUGAGCGCAAGAACGCCGUGUUCCACAACAACAGCCUGAUCGACUUUUCUGCACUUUAUUGCAUCCAGGCAGCGGGAACUGAAGUGGAUGCUUGGAACUUCCUUGAAGAUGGAAAAUGCAGUUCAGAUGUUUGAACUUAAUAAAUAGGUCACGCUCGAAGCUGAUGUGGAGUUUUGUUUGAGAUGAAGUGAGCUCUAAAAGUCACAGAGCAAUGUGACAUUGUUUUUACCUUUUAAUUGUGUCAGAGUUGUACUUUUUAUCAGUGAAGAUGCCUUUGGAAAAUCCUCUUUCAGGCAAUUGAAUCACUUAAAUGGCCUCUUCUGAUGGGACCUCAUGUUAAGUUACCCAAAGACAAUUGUAUUUUGUGCUGUUUUUUUUUUUUUUUUUGCCCACAAAUGUACAUAAGUGAAUAUAAGACUCUUAAAAUUUGAACUUCUGCAUUUAAGACUCUUUGUCUUUCAUACAAAAUCCAAGCAGGUACAUUUUAGAAGUAUUCCAGAAUGUAUUAAUCACACUUAAAAAGCACUUUGCAUAUUAGGGAAUGAAACUUUAGUGUUUGAUGGACUACUCUUUAUUCAUAGUAGAAUUAUAGAGUAAAUCGUGAGAGUUUUGGAGAAUCAGAACAGAAUAACUUUAAACUCAUUUUAGCAGCCCUCUGCCUCCCUCUUGUGGACAGAAUUAUGUUUGCAAGACCGAUUAUUACCACAUCCAACUGUGGAUCAGUAUUUUAAACCAGUCCUAAUCAUGAUUCUACAGUCAAAUUUAGUUUAGUUUGAUAGAAAUUUAUUUAAAGAUUGUAAAGUUUUUUGUUUUCAAUUGCUUUGUUGAAAAAAAAAAAAAGAAUAAAGAAACAAGGCAUCUUGGGCUUUCA
Poeciliopsis prolifica (blackstripe livebearer) is the source of this 3375-nucleotide messenger RNA. It is a transcript of the gene cyld2, whose product is annotated as cylindromatosis (turban tumor syndrome), b. Gene Ontology annotation, molecular function: K63-linked deubiquitinase activity; cysteine-type deubiquitinase activity. The record is from RefSeq and is a predicted model, not a curated record. The coding region runs from base 360 to 2477 and encodes 705 amino acids. Gene Ontology annotation, cellular component: cytosol. The transcript is spliced from 14 exons. NCBI's taxonomy places the organism in Eukaryota, Metazoa, Chordata, Actinopteri, Cyprinodontiformes, Poeciliidae. Gene Ontology annotation, biological process: protein K63-linked deubiquitination.